UUAAUUAGUGUGGAAUGAUUGUGAAUGUGCACAAUCUGUUUUCAUAAGAACCCAGUGGCUGGUGGCUGUGACCUUUGCCGUCUAUGACCUGACAUCCCCUUUGGAUCUCUUUACUUGCUGGAGCCCACCUUUGCCCCUCCCCAGGGAGCCUUGCGGAUAAGAAUGGGCUACAGCCGACUGGGUCUGGGCAACCCACAAGCCCUCUCCCUCCAAACACUGGAAGCAAAGGCUUGCUAGUGGAGCAGUUUUUAGCAUCCAGGUUCCUAAGGCUUCCUAUGAACAUCAAAAAGGCCCUUCCGGAUCAGGUCAAUGACCCAUCGAGUCAAGCAUCCUGUUGUCACAGUAGCCAGCCGAUGGCAAGCCGGCAAGCAGGACUUGAGCUCAAUGGGACUUGUGAUUCUCAGAAACUGGCAUUGAGAGGCAUACUGCCCCCGACAGAGGAGGGAGAACAUAGCCAUCAUGGCUAGUAGCCAUUAAUAGCCUUAGCCGCCUCUACGAAUUUGUCUCCUCUUUUAAACCAUCCAAGCUGGUGACCAUCACUGCCUCUUGUUGGAGUGAAUCCCACAAUCUUGACUAUAUACUGUAUGAAGAAGCGCUUUCUUUUGGCUGUCCUGAAUCUUUCAACUUCGGGAUGAGCAAAAAUGCAGCAAAGCUGACUUACCUGAGUUAAAAAAGAGGAAAAGAACCCAGAGUACUGGAACACGAAAGCCAGGCAGACCCUGGAAUCAGCGCUCAACUUGACACCUAUGAAUCACCGAGCAAAGAACAUCAUUCUCUUCCUAGGGGAUGGCAUGGGGGUGCCCACCAUCUCUGCCUCCCGCAUCUACAAGGGUCAGCUGGCAGGAGGCUCUGGGGAAGAGACCGUGCUGGCGAUGGAGAAAUUCCCCUAUGUCGCCCUAUCCAAGACAUACAAUGUCGACCGGCAGGUGCCUGACAGUGCUGGAACUGGAACUGCCUACCUAUGUGGGGUGAAGUCCAAUGCAAAAACCCUGGGACUGAGUGCCGCGGCGGUCUAUGGCAAGUGCACCUCCACCUUUGGCAACAAGGUAGACUCCAUCCUGCAUCGGGCAAAGUUGUCAGGCAAGUCUGUGGGGAUUGUGACGACCACCCGCGUGCAGCACGCCUCACCAGGGGCAGCCUACGCCCACUCGGCCAACCGGAGUUGGUACAGCGAUGCCAAUAUGUCAAGAGAUGCCAUCCAGCAAGGCUGCAAGGACAUUGCCUACCAGCUGGUGCACAACACAGAUAUCAAUGUGAUUCUUGGAGGGGGCCGGAUUUACAUGAUGCCUCAGCAGACCCCGGACCCAGAAUACCCAACUGAUUGGAACGGGACCAGGAAGGAUGGGCUGAACCUCAUCGAAAAGUGGCUGAGUGGCAAGGAGGGAGCUCAAUAUGUCUGGAAUAAAUCAGGCUUGGCUGCCGUCAAUGAAAACUCUACCAACUAUCUUAUGGGCCUCUUUGAGCCGCAGGACAUGAAGUAUGAGCUGGAGCGUGACAACAGCACGGAUCCCUCCAUUGUGGAGAUGACAGAGAAGGCCGUCCAGAUCCUGCGCAGGAACCCCAAUGGCUUCUUCCUCUUUGUGGAAGGAGGUAAGAUCGACCACGGACACCACGAUGGCAAAGCCAAGCAAGCUCUGACUGAGGCUGUGAUGAUGGACCUGGCGGUGGAGAGGGCCCUCCAGCUGACCAACGCCUCAGAGACUCUCACAGUGGUCACAGCCGAUCACUCACACGUCUUCACCUUUGGGGGCAGCACGCCGCGAGGCAACAACAUCUUUGGCCUGGCACCAAAACGAGCAACAGACAAACGCUCAUACACCAGCAUCCUCUAUGGGAACGGACCAGGCUACACCCUCAAGAACGGGAGCCGCCCAGACGUUAGGUCUGAGGCCUUUGAGGACAAGAACUACCAGCAGCAGGCAGCUGUGCCCCUGAGCUCCGAGACCCACGGCGGAGAGGAUGUUGCCAUCAUGGCCCAGGGCCCCAUGGCCCAUCUCUUCCACGGCAUCCAGGAGCAGAACUACAUUGCCCACGUCAUGGCCUACGCUGGCUGCAUCAAGCCCUAUCACGUGCACCCGGAGUGCCCUCAGCAUGCCCGGAGUGAAGGCGUCCAUGAAGGGUCAGGCUGCCUGGCUCGCUCACCUCACUACCCUUUGCUUGCUCUCUUGGCGCUCUGGGCCUGCCUGUUCCUGCUGCGAAUAUGACUGCGCAAAAGACAUGCCCGUGCAUGAAUCACACCCACAGGGGGCCUGCAACAUGUGUCUUCGAAAGACCUCUCUGGACAUCACCUGGGAGGUUACAAGGAUAUCUUUGCCAGCUCCAGACACUCCCAAAUGGACAAACCAAUCCAUUUUUCUUUCUUGGUUUGUCUUCUGUGUAUACAAUUGUACAUAAAUGUAUGACGCUACUUCCCUUGCCAGCAGCCUUGGCUUUCAGAGAAUAAACAAUGAUUUUGUUUUCUUUA
Molecule: messenger RNA, 2464 nt
Organism: Rhineura floridana
Lineage: Eukaryota; Metazoa; Chordata; Lepidosauria; Squamata; Rhineuridae
Product: intestinal-type alkaline phosphatase 1-like
Exons: 11
Coding region: 747-2204 (485 amino acids)
Biological process (GO): dephosphorylation
Cellular component (GO): plasma membrane
Molecular function (GO): alkaline phosphatase activity
Source: RefSeq, a predicted model, not a curated record